Molecule: messenger RNA, 579 nt
Organism: Bombus pyrosoma
Lineage: Eukaryota; Metazoa; Arthropoda; Insecta; Hymenoptera; Apidae
Product: mitochondrial import inner membrane translocase subunit Tim17-A-like
Exons: 3
Coding region: 1-579 (192 amino acids)
Biological process (GO): protein import into mitochondrial matrix
Cellular component (GO): TIM23 mitochondrial import inner membrane translocase complex; mitochondrial inner membrane
Molecular function (GO): transmembrane protein transporter activity
Source: RefSeq, a predicted model, not a curated record
AUGGAAUAUAAUCGUGAACCGUGUCCCUGGAGAAUAGUGGACGAUUGCGGAGGUGCCUUCACCAUGGGCGCCAUUUGUGGCACACUUUUUCAAAGCGCCAUCGGUUUCCGAAACGCACCAUCGGGAUUCCAACGACGCCUCCACGGCGGCCUAACGACAGUAAAAAACCGUGUUCCUCAAAUCUCCGGCAACUUUGCUGUCUGGGGCGGCCUUUUCUCUGCUAUCGAGUGCACCUUGAUCCGCUGUCGUCGUAAAGAAGACCCGUGGAAUUCCAUAUUGAGCGGAGCGCUGACUGGAGGCGUUUUAGCCGCCAGAACCGGAUUUGUAUCGAUGAUAGGCAGCGCUACCGUUGGUGGCAUCUUCUUAGCUCUCGUUGAAGGAUUCGGAAUAAUGGCGACGCGACUUCACGCAGAUUCUUUCGCUCAACACAUGCAGAUGUACGAAAUGGAGAAUCUUCCGGAGUUCACCGGACUUGCGCCGAAAGCGAGAAUAGGGUUUACUGGCGCGCCGAUUAACGUGGAUGUGCCGAUGCAGAUGAAUGGUAAUAGCGUGGAGGUUGAUAUGAUCAAAGGUAGAUGA